Eubalaena glacialis (North Atlantic right whale) is the source of this 1740-nucleotide messenger RNA. It is a transcript of the gene TEKTIP1, whose product is annotated as tektin bundle interacting protein 1. The record is from RefSeq and is a predicted model, not a curated record. NCBI's taxonomy places the organism in Eukaryota, Metazoa, Chordata, Mammalia, Artiodactyla, Balaenidae. Bases 1110 to 1736 code for a protein of 208 amino acids. The transcript has 4 exons.
AGGGAGGGGACGGGGCAGGUCAUGCAGGGCCUUGGGGAGGAGUUGGGCUUUUACCCCAGGAGGGAGGGGGGGACCCUGGAGGGCUGUGGGCAGAGAGGGGAAGGGAGACUCUUCCCCUCUCGAUGUGGAGACCUGGAAACAGGUGGGCAGGGGCGCAGAGACCAGGGAGGACGCCCUGCCCAGGCAGGCAAUGACAGGACUGCGGCCACAAGCAGCUGGAAAUGAUGAAAGGCAGGCAGGUUCUGGAUUUCUUGUGAAUUUUUUAACGUGUAGUAAAAUGUGUGUAACAUUUUAAGGUGUACAAUCCUGUGGUUUUUAGUAUAUUUACUAUGUUGUGCCGGCCACCACCAUCUAAUUCCAGAAUAUUCCAUCACCCCCAAAAGAAGCCCCAUCCCCAUUAUCAGUCACCCCCAUUCUCCUCCCAGCCCGACAACCACGAAUCCACCCUCUGUGUCUGUGGAUUUGCCUGUUCUGGAUGUUUCCCAUCAAUGGAAUCAGACACUUUUGUGUCUGGCUUCUCUCACUGAGCUUCGUGUUCUCAAGGUCGUGUCGGCGCGUCACCCCUUUUCAUGGCUAACAUUCCAGUGUGUGGAGGGACCCUGUUUUGGGUUUCUGUUGUGCAGUUGGUGGGCAUUUGGGUUGCUUCCACUCUUUGGCUGUUGUGGAUCGUGCCGCUGUGAACACGCGUGUGCAGAUUCUCGCGCUAGAUGUAUUUUGGAAACAGAUGAAGGACUGGACGGGGGUGGGGUGAGAAGGGAGGACCUGGGGGCUGCAGGGCUGCUGGCCUGAGCACCUGGAAGGGUAGGGCUGAGAUUGUGGAAAGGAAAUUCAGAAGCUUCGUUGGGUUUGGAGGCCCCCAUACGGCGGUGUUGGGGGGCAGAGAAGAGGUGGGAGGGCUGAGCCCCAGGCCAGCCCUACCCAGAUGAGCGCCCGCCUCCUUCUCCAGCCUCUGCUCUCCCGGCCCGGCCCCUCAGCUGGGGGAGAGGCGGUGGCCUGGAUUGUGGCCAGCAGGCCCAGCUGUUGCCAGGACACCGGGCCGCCUUUGUUGCUGUCAACAAUGGCCCCCGCAGGCCUUGGAGGCAGGAGCCCCCGGGCACCCAGAGGCAGACAUGCAGACCCUGAGGCAGGAGGCUGCCCGGCCCUACGUCCCCCGGGGGACCCUGGAAGUGAACCUCCCGGCAUCUCUCUACAGCGAUGACUACCUGUCCCAGGAGGGGCCCCGCCAGACGCCGGCCAUCAAGCAGGCAACGCGCUGGAAGUACACGCCCAUGGGACGCGACGCGGCCGGCCAGCUGUGGUACACGGGCCUGACCAACUUGGACUCCCGAGAAGCCUGGAACAUGCUCCCUCAGGCUCUGGACAGCCCGCACCUCGAGGCUUAUGCCCGCAGGCACGGAUGCCACAGCCCCCGGGAGCGCAGCAUGCCCUCGGCCUACACCCAGCGUCUCCGGGAGACCGCCUGGUACGACCCCGUCAUCCCCGCGCAGUACAGGGGCCCUCGCGCGCGGUACGGGAGCGUGCUGUGGAAAGACAGACCCAUCCGGGGCGAGGAGUACGUGAUCCACAGGCACCAAUUCGGGGUCGAGCCACUGUGGCAGGCGUCUGACUACGUGCCAUACCUCUCGGCGCCCCAGCGCCCGCGCUACACCACCCAGAACUACCGGCAGUGGGACCUGGAACCCUGCUGCCCCUCCACCAACCAGCAGCCCUCGCCCAUCUACACGCCCCGUCACUGAUAAA